UUUUAUAGUUCUACCCGCAAAUUAUAAAUAUAAUCUAAGCACAACUUAACAAUGAAAACCAAUGAGCCAAAUUAUGAAAUCAAAAUCAAAGUGUAACAUUAGCUCUGAUAGUCUUAAUAUUGACGACACUAUUAGUAGUAGUACUGGUUAUUAUUUUAACAGUCAUGAAAAUCUAAGUCCUACAAUUGCAACUUUAUUACCAAGAAAUUUAUUGGAUAGUCCAGUACUUAAUGAUCAAACCAUUUUACCAUCAACUUCAUUUUUAUCAAAAUCAAAGAAGAAACGAAAAAAUUCUCAUCUACAAAUACCUAUAAUGAAUUUGAAAACAGAAGAUAGUGAAUCGAAGAUUCAAUCUUUUGAUGAUGAUAAUGGUGAUGAUGAUGAUAAUAAUAGUGUCAUUAGCUCUGAUGUUACUAUUUCUACGACAAAAAAUACUAAUAUCAAUCAACGUACUGACAAAUGCUUCACGGGAUUUUAUUUAAAAACUACUUAUUCUGAUGUUAAAUUCAUUAUAAAAGAUCCAUUUAUCAUUGAAAAAUUGGUUUUACUACCAAUGACUAAAUUAUUUCUUUACUUAAUGAAAAAAAGUAAACAUAAACUUAAUGAAAAUGAGUCAAAUUAUAAUUGCAGUAAAAGUACUAUUGUUAACACAACCACUAAUAAUGAAAUAAAUGACUAUUCAUCCUUAGUAUCAUCAUCACCAUCCUCCUCCUCCUCCUCCUCCUCCUCAUCAUCAUCAUCAUCAUCAUCAUCGUCAUCAUUAUCGUCAUCAUCUUAUUCAUGUCAGUUGAUUCAUUCUAAACGUGUAUUAAUGGAAUUAUAUGAGAACUAUAUUGAAACUUAUGGAUAUUUAAAACAUGCAAAACUAUUUGUUAAGUAUACAUUGAAAGAUUUUCCUGAUUGUGAAGAAAAAUCUAACCUUCUGAAAUUGCUUAAUAAAUGUGAUAGAUCAAUAAGUUUAUUGAAUAAAUCAGAUGAAUUUUCUAUUCAACAUAAAAUUAAUAAUGAUACAUCUGAUUUUUGCUUAAAUGUUAAUAGAAUUCCAUCGGAAUAUCAGUUCCCCACAUUUUCAUCAUCACCAUCAAUCUCAUCAUCCAGUACAACGUUAUGUCCUAUUCAAAGUUCAUCAUUUUCAAUAAAUGAUUAUUAUUAUUAUUAUCAUCAUCUUCAUUAUCAACAAGAUCAAUUAUUUUCAUCAGAUCGGUCAUUAAAUAUUAUAAAUAUAUCACCAUUCGAGUUAACCAAUGAUUUAUCAGAAGUAAAUCAUUUUAAAUCAAAUUACGUUAUACAAACAAAACCAAUUUCAGCUUAUUAUGUUGAUAGGAAAACAUUAAAUAAAGUUCCAUCAAAUAAUUCAAAAAGUAAGAACGACUCAUUAUUCAACAUACGCUACAAAACACAAGUAUGCAGAUAUUUUCAAGAACAUGAUGGUUAUUGUCCAGCUGGAAUAAGAUGCCAUUUUGCACAUGGUAUAAUAGAACUGCGAGAUCCGAAAUCCCAUCCAAAAUUUCGUAGUCAAAUAUGUCGAAACUAUUCAACCACCGGUAACUGUUCAUAUGGUGAUAAGUGCUAUUUUAAGCACUUCAUAAAUGAUUCGCAGUCAAAAACAACAGUAACAGCACCAAAAGUAGAAGUAUUCAAUGAUAAAGAAAAUCCAUCACCUGAUUCAACUAGUCAACCAAUGAAACAUCUAAUUAAUUCCAAAAAAAAGUGAUAUUACAAUGAAAGGACAAAUAUCGAACUAUAAAGGAACCAAUGAUGAAAGAACUUAAUGAAUAAGCAAAAAAAUGUUAAUAAUACUGACUUUCACCUAAUUAGCGAAGUGUAAUAAAAUCCCUAUUUCUAUUUCUUACUUAACGAUUUAAAGAUCCCUACAGAGUAUUUACAAAUUUUAAAAAAUAAUAUGUUUGAAUGAACAAUCAUCUUUAAUAAAUUCGUCAUCAAGUUCUUGUAUAUUAAAAGAAUUAUAGACUGAUGUUUAUAGUGUUCGCCUGAAAAUUCUUCGUUUUUCAACUGCUAAUUUAAUGCACAUCAUACAUGUUGCCUAUACAAGGAAUCAUAAUAAAAAGAAGAUAAAGAUAAUUGGUAAUUUAGUUGUUUUCCUCAAAUACAAAGUAAUCACUGAUUAGCGUGUUUUUUUUAGCGAGUUAGUUUUCUACGGGAUGGGGUCACUAACCCCAUGCCCAACACUCCUCCUUUGUCCGGGCUUAGGACCGGCAGUAGACCCCGGAGGGACUCCAGGCGGAGUUACAAAGUAAUCUCAUGUAACUAAAAUUUAUGUAACAGAUUACAACUUUAUACAAUAAACAAUAUUAGUAAAACAUACUAUACAAUUUUAUAGUACAGUAGUAUAGUAUUCAGAAAAUUUCAUGAAUUUGCUACGAAUUUAUUGAAUUGAAGAUUACACAAUUAAAUGUAGAUCAAUUAUCUAUGAAUAAUCAAUGUUCUUGAUUGUUGAUGGUGUGAGUUCGGAGAUAUAACACUGUUAUAACUUGUGACCUGUGUGCCCUGUUAAUGUAUAACGUAAUGAUACCGCCAAUUAGAGAGCAGUGAAUUAUCGAUCAGAUCAAUGACGCAUAAUAGUUCAUAGGUCAAAAUAAAGUUCAUAAUAAGAAGGGUAUAAAUAUGAAUAGUUUAGCUAUUUAACAAUUAUACAAUAAAAAUAUACGCAUAGUAUUAGUCCAUAAAUGGAUCCCGAAAGUUAUCAUUCAUUAUGCUUAUCGGGACACAACAAAUACCUACAACAAUAAUAGGGGAAAAUUCUGGUUGGGAACAAACUUCCGUCACUAGCAAUCGUGUAUAGGUCAACCUAGAAUGAUCAUAAAACUAUGAGAAUUUAUUCAUCAUUUAUUCGAAUGAUAUGGAAUUGGAAAUGGAUAGUUGUCUAAAAGAUGAAUCAAUUUAACUAAACAAGUCAAUACAUAUUGACUUAUGAACAUUUUCUCUAUUUAUAUGCUUCCUGUAUAUUG
Schistosoma curassoni is the source of this 2969-nucleotide messenger RNA. NCBI's taxonomy places the organism in Eukaryota, Metazoa, Platyhelminthes, Trematoda, Strigeidida, Schistosomatidae. The record is from the annotation of a GenBank genome assembly.